UUCAAUUCAUUUUCUUUUGAUCUUUCGUUCUCUAUUCAGGAAAAUAGCCUAGAAGAGCUAUCUCAACUAGAAAGAAAGAAAGAAAGAAAGAAAGAUUUUGCUUCGAAAACUAUGUGCCAGCCGUAUUCCAACUUUGCGAUACACCUGCAUCCACAUACCUCUAUCUUCCGGCUUCGCCGAGCAUAAGACAAAAAGAAAUAACAUUCGGCACCUCCAUCUAAUAAUCCACCAAAGAGCGAAACUUGUGUAUCCAGUAGGUAUAGGGUAUAUUUGCUGUCGCGACUACUGUCGGGACUUUCUUUUUCCUCUUCGUUAAUUGCGCUUUAAAAAAAAAAAAAUUUUUCCUCCAGUGUGCAGUCAUGUAAACGUUCCGGGUGGUCUCAUUGCAAGUCGGUCUUUCCCGAAGGCGGUCUCAACUCGACGCUCUCGGAAAAGAUGUUGAAUAACACUCUGUUGAAAGCUCUACUGCUGGUUUUUUUCACGGCACUAGGGAGCGAGGUCUUCUGUUGCAAGCCGUUUGAAGCAGCGCGGGGAAAAAGGCUUUUGCGGCUUAAAGCCAACUUCAUAAAGAUACAAAAUAAGUGCAGAAGACAAAUCGUCGCCACAAUGAAACUCCUCACGCGGGACGAUCUUAAAAAGCUUGUCGAAGCUUUCUGCAACGCACACAAUGACUGUAUGAAGUCGACAGCAGAAGAGAGUGCAGUAGAGCUACUAGACUGCUGGUCUACCGCAGCCAGGAAUGAGACUGGGCCCUUCCACGCUUCCGGUGCUCCUCACGUCUUUCACCAGGCCUUAGGUGAUACUUUCGCGUGCCUUCGGAACACCGACCUCAUGAAGCUAUCAUUGCAAGCGAUCGACGACCUAACUUCAUUCGGGAUAGAGUACGUCGAUGUCAUUGGUUAGUCGUGUAAGCUUGGAUGCCAGCGACGUCUACACAAAUGUUCUUCCAGGAAAUAAAUGCCGUACACGUGAGUGGUGUCACUUUACCGUUGAAAUUUUUCCGACUUUCCUUAGCCUUCAUCGACCAUGUAUACGCUAGUUCUGGUCACAUCACUGAGUCUGGGUGCGGCUAGUUAGGUUACGCUAGGUGGUAGGAAAGACACCUCGAAACGCCGAGUGCUCUUCUGUUGUGUAUAGAGCGAUACAGUUAUGAUGAUGCAAGAUUGAUCCAGUUACCAUGUGUCUCGGGAAAAUCACCCUUCACCUCACCAUUCGCGGCAACUACUCGCCUCCGCCCUUUCUCCGGUGUUCCCGCUUCCUCUUUAAUGUCGCUAUGUAAAAUUCGCUGUACUACAACCUGGUUUUUACCGCA
Molecule: messenger RNA, 1312 nt
Organism: Dermacentor andersoni
Lineage: Eukaryota; Metazoa; Arthropoda; Arachnida; Ixodida; Ixodidae
Source: RefSeq, a predicted model, not a curated record